Molecule: messenger RNA, 2171 nt
Organism: Elephantulus edwardii (Cape elephant shrew)
Lineage: Eukaryota; Metazoa; Chordata; Mammalia; Macroscelidea; Macroscelididae
Gene: L3MBTL2
Product: l(3)mbt-like 2 (Drosophila)
Exons: 17
Coding region: 57-2171 (704 amino acids)
Biological process (GO): regulation of DNA-templated transcription
Cellular component (GO): nucleus
Molecular function (GO): zinc ion binding
Source: RefSeq, a predicted model, not a curated record
AGGCCAACAUGGCCUCUUACAGCGGGUGACGGUUGAAGAAACUGUGUUAGGGUCUCAUGGAGAAGCCCCGCGGCGUCGAGGAGACUCCAUCUUCAGAACCUAUGGAGGAAGAAGAGGAAGAUGAGUUGGAGCUCUUCGGUGGCUAUGACAGUUUCCGAGCUUACAACAGUAGUGUGGGCAGUGAGAGCAGCUCUUACCUGGAGGAGUCCAGUGAAGCAGAAAAUGAAGAUCGGGAAGCUGGGGAGCUGCCAACCUCCCCUGUACAUUUACUCAACCCUACGACUCCCCGCUCUGUGGAUGGCAGUGGUUCUGAACCAGCCGUCUGCGAGAUGUGUGGUAUUGUGGGUACCAGAGAAGCCUUUUUCUCCAAGACCAAGCGCUUCUGCAGUGUUUCCUGCUCCCGGAGCUACUCCUCCAACUCGAAGAAAGCUAGCAUCUUAGCCCGAUUACAGGGAAAGCCACCCACCAAGAAGGCCAAAGUCCUGCACAAGGCUGCCUGGUCGGCCAAGAUUGGCGCCUUCCUGCACUCACAGGGGACAGGACAGCUGGCAGAUGGGACACCCACCGGGCAAGAUGCACUGGUCUUAGGUUUUGACUGGGGAAAAUUCCUGAAAGAUCACAGUUACAAGGCUGCUCCUGUCAGCUGCUUCAAACAUGUCCCGCUCUAUGACCAGUGGGAGGACGUGAUAAAGGGAAUGAAGGUGGAGGUGCUCAACAGCGACGCUGUGCUCCCCAGCCGGGUGUAUUGGAUCGCCUCAGUCAUCCAGACAGCGGGGUAUCGGGUGCUGCUUCGGUAUGAGGGCUUUGAAAAUGACGCCAGUCAUGACUUCUGGUGCAACCUGGGAACUGUAGACAUCCACCCCAUUGGCUGGUGUGCCAUCAACAGCAAGAUCCUGGUCCCCCCGAGGACCAUCCACGCCAAGUUCACUGACUGGAAGGGCUACCUCAUGAAACGCUUGGUGGGCUCCAGGACCCUCCCUGUGGAUUUCCAUAUCAAGAUGGCAGAGAGCAUGAAGUACCCCUUCCGGCAGGGCAUGCGGCUAGAGGUGGUGGACAAGACCCAGGUGUCCCGUACCCGCAUGGCCGUGGUGGACACAGUCAUCGGGGGCCGCCUGCGGCUCCUGUAUGAGGAUGGGGACAGUGAUGAUGACUUCUGGUGUCACAUGUGGAGCCCCCUGAUCCACCCCGUGGGCUGGUCCCGACGUGUCGGCCAUGGCAUCAAAAUGUCAGAGAGGCGCAGCGACAUGGCCCACCAUCCCACCUUCCGGAAGAUAUACUGUGAUGCCGUCCCUUACCUCUUCAAGAAGGUACGAGCUGUCUACACUGAAGGAGGCUGGUUUGAGGAAGGGAUGAAGCUGGAGGCCAUUGACCCCCUGAAUCUGGGCAACAUCUGCGUGGCGACCAUCUGUAAGGUCCUCCUAGAUGGCUACCUGAUGAUCUCUGUGGAUGGGGGGCCCUCGACAGAUGGCUCAGACUGGUUCUGUUACCACGCUUCCUCCCACGCCAUCUUCCCAGCCACCUUCUGCCAGAAGAAUAACAUUGAGCUCACACCCCCAAAAGGGUAUGAAGCAGAGACUUUCAGCUGGGAGGCCUACCUGGAAAAGACCAAGUCAAAAGCGGCACCAUCAAGACUCUUCAACAUGGACUGCCCCAACCACGGCUUCCAGGUGGGCAUGAAGCUGGAGGCCGUAGACCUGAUGGAGCCGCGGCUCAUCUGUGUGGCCACCGUGAAGCAGGUGGUGCACCGACUGCUCAGCAUCCACUUCGACGGCUGGGACAGCGAGUACGACCAGUGGGUGGACUGCGAGUCCCCGGACAUCUACCCCGUGGGCUGGUGUGAGCUCACUGGUUACCAGCUCCAGCCGCCCGUGGCCACAGAGCCUAACACGCCACUCAAGGCCAAAGAGGCCACGAGAAAGAGAAAGAAACAGUUUGGGAAGAAAAGGAAGAGAAUAACGCCCACCAGGACCCGGCCCCUGAGACAGGGCUCCAAGAAGCCCCUGUUGGAGGACGACAUGCAGGCUGCUGCGAAGGCAUCAGUGGAACCUGAAGAGGGUCAGUUCAUCUCAGUGCGGGUGAAGGAGGAACACCCAGACAGAGCCGUGCCCGGGAAGCCCGCACGUCCUGAGCUGCCUGUCCCUGUCCAGGACAUCAAGCAGGAGACUGACUGA